This is a messenger RNA of Penicillium pulvis, 1851 nucleotides long. Its product is annotated as NAD-dependent malic enzyme. Gene Ontology annotation, molecular function: malate dehydrogenase (decarboxylating) (NAD+) activity; NAD binding. The transcript is spliced from 7 exons. Bases 130 to 1851 code for a protein of 573 amino acids. NCBI's taxonomy places the organism in Eukaryota, Fungi, Ascomycota, Eurotiomycetes, Eurotiales, Aspergillaceae. The record is from RefSeq and is a predicted model, not a curated record. Gene Ontology annotation, biological process: malate metabolic process; pyruvate metabolic process. Gene Ontology annotation, cellular component: mitochondrion.
GAUCAAUUGGAAAGGGUCUCAACGAUCUUAUCAUCAACGUUGCAACACACAGACCGCGUGGGAUUUAUUACUUGCCCCGCAUCUACCCAGUUACGCAUCACGCAACCUAGAAAUCCCACCGAGCACAUCAUGUCCACCGUCAGCAAAUUCAGCAAGCUACCUCGCUGGAUUAAUCGACCAUUGCAAUGUCCAUACGAGGGUGCCACAGUGCUUCAGACCUCGCGUUUCAACAAAGGAACCUCCUAUCCUAGUGAGGAAAGAGAUGCAUUUAAGCUACAUGGGCUACUGCCACCUAAUGUCCAAACUCUCGAUGAGCAGGUGCAGCGAGCAUACCAACAAUAUAGUAGCCGAGGCGAUGACCUGGCCAAGAACACUUUUAUGGCUAGCAUGAAAGCACAGAAUGAAGUGCUGUACUUCAGGCUGCUACAAACCCAUCUCAAGGAGAUGUUUAGUAUUAUCUAUACCCCGACUGAGGGUGACGCAAUUGAGAACUAUUCGCGACUGUUCAGGAAGCCCGAGGGAUGCUUUCUGAAUAUUCGGGAUCAACACUCCAUUGAAAGCCACUUAUCACAGUUCGGAAAUGAGGAGGAUAUCGAUUACAUUGUCGUCAGUGACGGAGAGGAGAUUCUGGGAAUCGGAGACCAGGGUGUCGGUGGUAUCCUUAUCUCUGUGGCCAAACUUGUGAUCACUACUCUCUGUGCUGGUAUUCACCCGGCCCGGCAACUUCCAGUGGUCCUCGACUGUGGAACAAACAACGAAGGAUUGCUGAAAGACGAGUUGUACCUGGGACUUCGUCAACAUCGAGCUCGAGGCAAAGAAUACGACGAGUUUGUGGAUCGCUUCGUUCAGAGUGCUCGUAAGCGUUUCCCAAGAGCCUACAUUCACUUUGAAGAUUUUGGGCUUUCCAAUGCUAAGCGAAUCCUGGACAAAUAUCAAUCCCAGAUUCCUUGCUUCAAUGAUGAUAUUCAAGGUACUGGAUGCGUGACACUCGCUGCCAUGAUGGCGGCUUUACAUGUCAGCCAAGUCCCGAUGGAGGACGUCCGCGUGGUCAUUUUUGGCUCAGGUACAGCUGGUACAGGAAUCGCAGAUCAGAUUGCCGAUACUAUUGCGACUGAGACUCACAGGCCAAAAGAUGAGGCUUCAAAGCAGAUCUGGUGUAUCGACAAACCAGGCCUUCUCUUUAAGUCCAUGGCCGACAAAUUGACCCCAGCCCAAACACCAUUUGCCCGAGAGGAUAGCGAGUGGCCAGAAGGCAAACAGAAUGACCUACUAUCAGUCAUCCAAAACGUCAAGCCCCAUGUACUGAUUGGCACGUCCACUAAACCUGGAGCAUUCACGGAAGAAUUUAUCCGAGAAAUGGCCAAACACGUGGAAAGACCAAUCGUGUUUCCAUUGAGCAACCCGACUCGCCUUCACGAAGCUCAGCCAAAGGAUCUCUACGAAUGGACAGACGGUCGAGCACUAGUUGCAACAGGCAGUCCUUUCCCACCUGUAGAGUUUGGUGGUGCAAAAUAUGACAUUGCGGAAUGCAACAAUUCCACUUGCUUCCCUGGAAUUGGACUUGGUGCAGUCCUCUCACGCAGCCGACUUGUUUCGAAGAAGAUGCUUGUUGCAGCGGUGGAGGCACUUAAGGCAUGCUCUCCGGCACUAGAGGAUCCGAACAAGCCCCUCUUACCUGACGUGGAAGAUGUUCGAGAGAUCAGUGUGGACAUUGCGGCUGCUGUGAUUAAAUGUUCUGUUGACGAAGGUCUUGCGCAGGAAGAGGGGAUUCCAUCUGAGGACACUGAGCUUAGGGAAUGGAUCCGGGCGCAGAUGUGGGAGGCUGUGUAUCGACCUCUCGUAAAGCCGUAG